Syngnathus acus (greater pipefish) is the source of this 7910-nucleotide messenger RNA. RefSeq names its product polymerase (DNA directed), theta (gene polq). Gene Ontology annotation, molecular function: DNA-directed DNA polymerase activity; DNA binding; ATP binding. The record is from RefSeq and is a predicted model, not a curated record. Bases 114 to 7709 code for a protein of 2531 amino acids. NCBI's taxonomy places the organism in Eukaryota, Metazoa, Chordata, Actinopteri, Syngnathiformes, Syngnathidae. Gene Ontology annotation, biological process: DNA-templated DNA replication; double-strand break repair via alternative nonhomologous end joining. The transcript is spliced from 35 exons.
CCGUGAAACGAUAAAAGAGUUGCAGAGUUGUUUAUAAACCGGCGACGGGAAACAAUCCGAUGUCAUGUUAAAUAACGGCAAUCUUCAAACACGAUCAUCAAAAUCAGCACAACAUGAGUGCGCUUGGUGGUCCUCCUUUGAAAAGAAAAUGCUACAUGGGAAUGCACAAGAUCAAGAAGAAAAAGAUCGAUGAUCCAGCUCACAGUCACAAUGGCACAAUGGGUGUUGCAGUCGGAGAGUCCACGCUGGCUCUUGAUGCCGAGAUCCUGCAAGUGGACGACCCAGGAAAUAAUGCAUCUGACGCGCAGAAAAAGGCACGCGUUUCUGAAGACGAGGAACUUCUCAGCAUUCGGGAAAAUAACUGGGAAGAAAAUGGCAAGAAACUUACUAGGAGAGCAAAUUGCAAAGACCUCGCUCAUCGGCUUCUCUUCAGUGAGGACUUGGCGGAAUCACCGCCUGCAGGGUGUCAGAAGAGCAACAAUUUAGCAGCAGCUCCUGCAUGUCGCAAAAAAUAUACAAAACGUCACAGAGGGGCUGAAACAUCUACUUUAAGGCGGAAGCGUGUGUAUAACAGGAAAAAAAAGGGACAUGAGAAUACGAAUGCAGGUCCAUCUCCUAAUAUUUCUGGAGACCACAUCUUGUUCAGUCCCAAGCACAUGGCUGCUGCUGUGAAGAGGUCCAAACUGCAGCAAUCAUCACAGAAUCAGUCCAUCUCUGUGCUGACGAUUCCCAGCGGCUUAGAGCAGUGGACUUUCAGUGACACCUCACAUCAGUCGGGCUUGGCUUUGUGUGUUCCUGAGUCACAAUCGGACAAGCUGUUGUUAUCCAGUUGGGGUUUACCCACCCCAGUCUUGAAGUGUUACAACAAACACGGAGUAACCCGCAUGUUUGACUGGCAGGCUCAAUGCCUCAGCCUUGGUCAAGUUCUGCAGGGAGGUAACCUGGUCUACUCUGCUCCUACUAGCGCUGGAAAGACUAUGGUGUCGGAGUUGCUGAUGCUGAAGCGUGUGUUGGAGACGAAAAGAAAAGCUCUCUUGAUUUUGCCGUUUGUUUCUGUGGCCAAAGAGAAGAUGCACUACCUUCAGAGCGUAUUUCAAGAAGCUGGCGUGCGAGUGGAUGGCUUCAUGGGAAGCACAUCAGCUGCCGGUGGUUUUGCCGCUGUGGACGUGGCUGUAUGCACCAUAGAGAAGGCCAACUCUCUCAUCAACAGACUAAUAGAAGAAGGCAAUAUGGCUUUAUUAGGUAUGGUCGUGGUGGAUGAGUUGCACAUGGUUGGAGAUUCCGGAAGAGGAUAUCUACUUGAACUUCUCUUGACCAAAAUUCGCUACGUUGCGCAGAAGCUAAAUUCAGCUGGGUCGCUUUCUGAAGGGGUGCAGAUCGUAGGUAUGAGUGCCACCUUGCCCAAUUUAUCCCUCCUGGCCAACUGGUUAGGCGCAGAGCUUUACCAGACCGACUACAGACCGGUGCCCUUGCAGGAGCAUCUGAAAGUGGGCUGCAACAUCUACGACAAGAGCCUCACUGUGGUUCGAAAGUUCACUCCAGCACUCCCGACAAAGGGCGAUGAUGAGCACAUUAUCAGUUUGUGUUAUGAGACGGUGCGGGAGGGACAUUCCGUGUUGCUGUUCUGCCCCUCCAAGAACUGGUGUGAGAAACUGGCCGACAGUAUCGCCAGAGAGUUCUACAACCUCAAACAUACUGAACGUGACGGCGAUUCAGAGCUCCAAGCAGUGUGCUUGGAUCAGGAGGGUCUGGUGGAUGUCAUAGCCCAGUUGAGUCGGACUCCAGCAGGAUUGGAUCCGACUCUAAAGCGUUCUGUGCCGUGGGGAGUGGCCUUUCACCAUGCUGGUUUGACAUUUGACGAACGUGACGUGUUGGAGGGAGCUUUCCGUCAGGGCACGGUCAGGGUCUUGGCCGCCACCUCCACUCUCUCGUCAGGGGUCAACCUCCCUGCCCGCAGGGUCAUCAUUCGAACCCCGACCUUUAAUGGACACCUGCUGGAUCCGCUCACAUACAAACAGAUGGCUGGACGUGCAGGGAGGAAAGGAGUGGACACAACGGGUGAGAGUGUGCUGGUGUGUAAGGAGGUGGAACGUCAGAAAGGUAUUAGUCUCCUCAGAGGUCAUCUUCAGCCAAUCAAGAGCUGCUUGGUCAGAAGGGAGGGCGAAGGUGUCAACACCAGCAUGCUGCGAGCCAUUCUGGAGAUCAUCGUGGGAGGAGUAGCUCGCACGCCUCAGGAUGUGAGGUUGUAUGCUUCAUGUUCACUUCUGGCUGCCAGCAUGAAAUGCAACAGCAAAGAGGAGUGUGAGGAAGCGAGCAAUAAGGGGGCAAUUGAGGCCUGUGUCGAAUGGCUCAUGGAGAAUGAAUUUAUCAGCGUCCAAAAGGAAGGUGAAGAGGAGCAAUACUGUCCCACACAACUCGGCGCUGCCACUAUGUCGUCCUCCCUCUCUCCUACUGAGGCGCUGGGAAUAUUUGCAGAUCUACAGCGGGCUAUGAAGGGCUUUGUGCUGGAAAAUGACCUGCACGUUCUCUAUCUGAUCACUCCAUUGUAUGCGGAGUGGACUACAAUAGAUUGGUAUCAGUUCUUCUGUCUGUGGGAGCAGCUUUCCUCAUCGAUGAAGCGAGUGGCCGAGUUGGUGGGCAUCCAGGAAGGGUUCCUGGCUCGCUCUGUCGGCGGGAAACUUGUCGCCAAGACUGAAAAGCAGCGCAGACAAAUGGCAAUUCAUAAAAGGUUCUUCACCACACUCGUCCUGCAGGAUCUAGUGAACGAGGUACCUUUGGGAGCAGUGGCCUCAAAAUAUAGUUGCAAUCGCGGGCAGUUGCAGUCUCUUCAACAGUCUGCUGCCACAUAUGCAGGUAUGGUGACAAUGUUCUGCAGGCGUCUGGGCUGGGGCAACAUGGAGCUGCUGCUGUCUCAGUACCAGACCAGACUGAGCUUCGGCGUCCAGCGUGAGCUCGUGGACUUGGUAAGGGUUUCCCUUCUGACUGCGACAAGGGCACGAGCGUUCUAUGUACAAGGCUUGACCACUGUUGCCGAGCUAGCCAGGGCUUCGGUGGCGGAUGUGGAGAAAGCACUGAGGAACGCUGUCCCGUUUAAGAGCUCCAAGCGUGCAGUGGAUGAGAGCGAAGUGGAGGCUGUGGAGCGAAGGAACCUUCGUUGCGUGUGGGCGACCGGCGGGCGGGCUCUGACUGAGCAGGAAGCGGCCGUUGUCAUUGUGUCGGAGGCAAAGCGCCUUCUUCAGGGAGACUUGGCACAACUGGGCAUUCAGUGGGACCCAGCAACGCUUCCCCGUGCUUCGCCCGCUGUCCAAGAUCAGACUGAUGGUGUUCGAAACCAACAAGAGAAAGCUGAUGUUCAGCCAAAUAAGAUGGUGGAUGCUGAACCUAGACGAGAUCACGGGAAAUGCAAAUCUGACAUGAGUGGUAUCGAGACACAUCUAGAGAAGCAAAGCAAGAAAGACACGACGACGAUGGAAACAUCAGGCCAUGAGGUUCUUGCAUGCAGUGUGAAAGAAAAAAAAAAUAUACAGAGAAAGGAAUCCCAAGAUGGAGAAUCAGGAAAUGUAGAUAAUCUGGAAAAAAGAGAGUUGACAAGCCAGGAGGUGAAAUCAGUGCAGGAAGGAGUCACAAUUCAAGUUUCAGUCAGAAAGCAAAAACAUCAGCCAGUUAGAAAUAUAACACAAGAACUGGCUGAGAUUAUGUCCAGCCCGAUCCUUCAACUUCCAAAACUUCCUGAACCAGAUCUCCCUGUCAUGCCUUUUCCUCGCUUGAGAGCACCAAGUUCUAGGUUCGAAGAAGAUCCAAGCGUUCGCACAAAGACAUCAGACACUGAUGAUGCUUCUAGGCUUGGCGUAUCACCGAUGAAGCCAGGGAAACUGAAGCAUUCGAGGAUCUUAAACAAAGUCCUUCAAUCCAUACAAACUGACACAAAGCAACAAGACUCGACCGGGCUGACUUCACAUGCUGCUGACUUUGCACCCGACCCCGCUCAAGAAGCUCUCAGCAAACUUCCUCUGGAUAAACAAGUAGACACGUCAGACUCUUCUCGUCCUUCUUCAGCUCCAUUAUUCUCACCUGAGACCGAGCGUGGGAGAGUGGAGGCUGCGGAGGCGGCCAUGUGUUCAUCUCCAGAGCUCUAUGCCGGUGAGGAUCGAAAUGAAGAGACGUUUGGUGACAGUUUUGAAUUGGACACUCAGACUGAACGGAUAAUUGUCCAGCCAGAAUUAGAACACGCUGCUGGAAAUGAUGGACAUUUGAAUGACAGAGGUCGUAUUCAAACGGAGACAAUGGCAGCUAUUGUGGAGCAGCGUAACGAAGACGGAGGAAGUGCGGGACUUCAAGGCCUGAACGGCAAAUGCCCCCUUUUUAGUAGUUCUCUGACCGACAGCCAGAUGGAGCUCAUCCUUGACACCAGUCAUCAGAAUUCUGCUGACAAUAAUGUGCUUGACCGUAAUUCCGGUACUACUGCUGCUGUGGAGGAACCAAACAGAAGCAGCAGCUUCUUGUUCGACAGCCUGUAUGAGAACUCUCUACACCAAACGGACCAGGCUGGAUCAGCUGACAGGGAGCAGGUCAGCCAGGAAGUGAGAAGCAUCCACCCUCGAUUGUCCCCCCAGGAGAGACGUCACAACGAGCUCCUCGUCACCCAGGAGGCUGAGAAGCAUGAAGCGAUCCAGUGGGGUGAGUCUUUUUUCAAUCUGUCGGAGUGGGGCAACUCUUUACUAGCGGGUGAGCAUUUUCUGGAGAGGCAGCAGGCCGUUCAACUGGAAAGUGACGUUCAUCCUGAGGAGCACCUAUCAUCUGCGCAAGCUGAGCCGCAAACAAGGCUGAGUGAGGAAUGCGACAAGAAGGAACAGGCAGGUGAACUCAUCACUGUACCAUCAGAUGAUGUCAUUUCUAAACAAUCACCACAGAGAAACCUUUAUUGCAGUCCUGGUCUGCAGGAGAUCUUUGAUUGCUGGCCCAGUUUUUCUGAUCAACCUGUGGAAAAUUGUACUUUGGCCCACAUAGACAAUAAUAAGCAAAUUCCUCCUUCAAGCAAUGUAGAGACUCCUAAAAAGUCUCUUCAAGGGAGGAGAAAAUGCCCAAAGUCUUUCAAUACAAAGCGCCAAUCAGAUUCUGUUCAGCCUGAAGCACCAAGAGAGGCACCAGAGAGACCGGGUUCUGCUGGUGACUUGAUACCCCCCACUCAGGAGACACCACCUGUGACGCCCAGAAUAAAGCUAACCACUACAUCUAUACACUCACCUCUCUCCGUCCCACCGCUCAAGCAAUCGACACCCUUGGGCAUCCUGCCUGGGAAACCUGCAAAAUGUCAAAAGAGUGACAUACCAGGAGCUUUUUCUAAAUCCAAAAAUAUGACGCGGGAAUCACAGCAACACACUGAGGGAACAUCCGGGUCCCGACCCCAGUCUCCCGCAGACCCGAACCCACGUCUCUCUCCUGACGAAGCCUCGUCCGACUCCUACGAGGGCUUCUCUCUGCAGCUCUCCCAGGAUGACGCGCUCUCCCCCAGCAACUGUAACGUGUUCUCCAUCAUCGACGUUUCAAGUGACAAGCGCCUUUUUGAGACGUUUAUCAAGGAGUGGAAAACUAAAGAAUGCUUUUCUUUGGCUUUGGCCUGUGAAAAAGUUGCACACCAGCAGGAGCCCAAAGAGGAAAUAAAAGGGAAACGUAAGCGAGAACAAGAGAAGCUCCAUGAUGCUGAUGGUUUUCCUGUAAGAGGCAAUAAUGGACUGCUGCUAAUUGGACUGUCUGUCUGCUGGGGAGCGAGAGAUGCAUUCUAUAUAUCCUUUCAGCGAAACCAGAACAAAGGUUUGAGUUUAAGUCUCGCCCCACCGGAUCUGGAUGACAGUUUGCCAGUGGGUGAGAGGCUGGAGCAUGUGAAGGCUCUUCUCAGCCGACCUUCAGCUGGCGCCGUUGUUGCGUAUGACAUCAUACAGGUAUACAAGAAGCUGGUGUUGAGCUGCGGCAUCAGCUUGGAGGGAAACUGUGAAGACCCAAAGGUAGCAUGCUGGCUGAUAGACCCGAGCACUGACGAGAGGACUCUGGCCAAUAUGAUCACUGUGUACUGUCCAGAAGAGAUCCCUCUUUUGGACGGACUCGGGAAUGCACAUGCCUACUGUCCCCGCGUAAGGGCGGCCACCUCCAGUGUGCUCAUACACACCGUCAUGGACCAUCUCAGAACUCUUCUCCACAAAGACGGCAUGCUUGAAUCCUUUAGGAGCGUGGAGAUGCCUUCGCAGGUGUGUCUGGCUCUGCUGGAACUCAACGGAGUGGGCUUCAGUGUCGAGGAGUGUGAGAGACAAAAGCAUGUGAUGCAAGCUAAACUGGCAGCGCUGGAAUCACAAGCGUACGAUCUGGCGGGCCAUACCUUCUCCCUUACUUGUAUCGAUGACAUAGCGCAGAUUCUGUUCUUCGAGCUGCAUCUGCCUCCAAACGGUGACGUGACCCCGUCGAAGAACAAGAAAACCCUCGGACGCACCCGCAGAGGUGGAGGCAGAGUUCGACUCGGGAAGCAGUUCAGCACAACUAAGGAUGUUCUAGAGAAGCUUCGUCCUCUACAUCCGCUCCCAGGCGUGAUUCUGGAGUGGAGGAGGAUCACCAACGCUUUGACUAAAGUGGUGUUCCCGCUGCAGAGGGAGAAGCAGUACCACACUACACUGGCCAUGGAUAGAAUCUACCCCGUAGCUCAGACGCACACGGCUACAGGUCGAGUGAGCUUUAAAGAGCCUAAUAUACAGAAUGUUCCCAAAGACUUUGACAUUGACAUGCCCACUGUGGUGGGAGAGAGCCCGCCUUCACAAGAUGGGCUCUACAAGAGCAAAUAUGGAAGGAAGAGACGUUCUCUGGCUCCGUCAGUUCCCAGUGAUGCUGCCAAUCGAGGCCCGUCUUUUUCCGUCAGCAUGAGACACGCUUUUGUGCCUUUCUCAGGUGGGAUGAUAUUGGCCGUCGAUUAUUCCCAGCUGGAGUUGAGAGUGCUGGCUCACCUUUCCAAAGAUCAACGUCUGCUGCAGGUGUUGAAUGGGGGGGCCGACGUGUUUCGCUGUAUCGCUGCCGAAUGGAAAAGCGUCGACCCGGACGCUGUCAACGACAACCUCAGACAACAAGCCAAACAGAUUUGCUACGGCAUCAUUUACGGGAUGGGGGCCAAGUCUUUAGGAGAGCAGAUGGACGUGGAGGAGAACGAUGCCGCCUGCUAUAUCGAGAGUUUCAAGGCCAGAUACAAAGGGAUCAAUAGUUUCCUCAAAGAAACAGUGAAGAAGUGCAUCAAGGAUGGCUAUGUUCAGACUCUUAUGGGACGUCGCAGAUACCUUCCUGGAAUCACCAGCACAAAUCCUCAUGUCAAAGCACACGCGGAGCGUCAAGCAGUGAACACAACUGUCCAGGGCUCAGCAGCAGACAUUGUUAAACGCGCCACCAUCAACAUCCACAAGCGGCUGAGAAAAACAUACUCGAAAGCUCCACUCUCUCACCAGCACACACGCGCAGGUACAGACAGUCAUCCUCGGAGAGGCGCACACUUGAGAGGGGCGUACUUUGUCCUGCAGCUCCAUGAUGAACUGUUCUAUGAAACUGCAGAGGAGAAUCUCAUACAGGUUGCUCAGAUAGUAAAGAGAGAGAUGGAGUCAGCAGUAAAACUUUAUGUGAAGCUAAAAGCCAAAGUAAAGGCAGGACCAAGCUGGGGGAAUUUGCAGGACUUGGAUAUUUAAUGUGCUUUUCUGUGUGGCUAUUGUCUGUCAUAUUUAUGUUUUUAAUCACAGCGUAAAGAAUGAAAUGUCAAUUAACUGGGCGAACAUAUCAAUUUGAAUGCUGUCAAUUUGAGAUUUUUUUUAAACUGAAUUGACUAUUAACAUCUGUAUCCAUGACACUAAGCAAUGAAAUAAAAUAAUCAUGAUCACAUCUUUAUUGAA